AGAAUUACUGACAUGUGGCCCUGUCAGUCAUCUCACUAUUCAUCCCUGUUCCCUUACGUCCACUGAGCGUGUGUUUGUGUUUGCACUCCUGCUAGUGUGGUCAGUCUGCUCUCUGUUAGUUCUUCCAGACUUUCUUCUUUUCUUCUCUUAUUUGUCCAGGGUGGGGACCAAGAACCUUUCCCCUGAAGCUUUUAUUGGGUGGAGACGUUGAAACAAAGCUGGACUAGCAGGUCCUCUUUUUUGUGAGCGACAGAGGGAGGCUAACAUGGCUGCUCUGCAUGUCAAGCUGCUGCUGGGACUGCUACUCGCUCUGUUGAACACAGGUUCAUGGAGCGAGGAGGUGGACAAACUUCAGGAAGAGGGCGCAACCGAGGCAGCCAAGCUGGGAAAUGCAAAUGUGGCAGGGGAAGACAUGGCUGGACAUGAGGAAGGCAGAGAGGAAGACUCAGAUGAAGAGGAAGGGUCAGAGGAAGAGAGUGCAGAGGAUGUUGAUGGUGCCAAGCAGUCUGUUGAAGAGGAGGAUAUUCCUGCUGAUGAGGCAGGUGAAGAGGAAGGUGAGGAAGAAGAGGAUGAAGUUGAGGAAGAAUCUGUAGGGGAGAAAGCAGCUGAAGUGGAGGAAGAGGAGGAGGCAGGUCAGGAGGAGGAGUCAGAGGAUGAGGAAGAGGAGCUAGAGGAUGAAGAGGAAGAUGAGACUGAGGAGGAAGAAGCUGUAGAUCAGACAGAGGUGGCAGAGGUGAGGGGAGAGGAGGAGGGAGAUGAGGAAGCAGAGCCAGAAGAAGAUGAAUUUGCCAGUGAGGAAGCUACUGAUGAAGAUGAAAUAGAAGAGAAGGAGAACGAAGAACAUUCUGAGGAGGGAGGGGUUGUUGAAGAUGAGGCCGGUGACCUUGAAGAUCAUCAUAAAUAUGGUGAACACACAGAGACAGACGGGGAGGAAGGAGAUGCAGAGGACACUGUUGAUGAGGUAGAGGAAGACACAGGAGAAGAGGAGCUUGCAACAAGCUCUACAGUUCCAGACUAUCACACAGGCUCCGUGUGUAGCCUGUGCUCCGUCUGUGAGCACUGCAAUAACUGUGACAAGUGUCCUUGUGAGGCAGGAGACUUAGCAGCACAUUGCCAACACUGUCAACAAUGCUCCUACUGCGCUCUCUGUUCUGUGUUCUGUGAGACAGUCUGUGAGCCAGGUGGCAUUGUGGAUGUUCUAUCUGGAACUUUUUAUCAGACUAUUGCCUCGUAUCUGUGAGCACCUAUGACAUUCUCCCCUGUGCCACCCUGUAGUGGAGAGCAGCCGUUUGGCUCAGCAUCUGUGAUGUUUGUUAGUGCUUGAAAACAUAUCCUCAUCUUAAGGCAGGUACAGAAUUAUGGAGCCUUUAUAUGUGCAGUUGAGGUCAGCACACCCAGGGGCAUGUGGUUUACACUGGCACAUAAACAUUUCAACAAGGUGGAGAGUUUAGUUUUAUAAUUUUUCAAACUUAAUCUCCCAGAUUUAAAUUCAUAGAAAGCAUUCAUAGUAGUAAAUAUAAAAUGUUUACUUAAAAAAAUUUAGUUAAAAUAUGUUCUGUGGUGACACAAGACCUGUAUAUCUGGUUUCAGUACAGGUGAGCUCUUUGAGCAGACAGAUGUGCUAAGGCACAUGUUCUGUGAUUCAGUGGCAUGUCAUUCAUAGGCUCAUAAAUAAAAAAUAAAAGAGUCAUUUUAUAUGCAUUUGUUUAUACUUUAUAUCUGUUUGUGUGUAGUUAGACUGAUGAUUAAGUAAAUGAAAAAACAAAACCCCAACAUCAAAUAUUGAAUUAAAACACUAUAGUCUGUUUAGAUCAAAUUAAUUAAUUUUGUUAUAAUAUUAACAUUAUAACAUUAUAUAACAGUAUAGUAUAAAAACACAAUAAAAAUAACAAAGUUAAUUUAUUUUACACAGAUAUGUAAUA
Molecule: messenger RNA, 1922 nt
Organism: Electrophorus electricus (electric eel)
Lineage: Eukaryota; Metazoa; Chordata; Actinopteri; Gymnotiformes; Gymnotidae
Molecular function (GO): calcium ion binding
Source: RefSeq, a predicted model, not a curated record